GCUAGUAAAUAUGCUACAGUGUCCAACCUGCUCUGCUCAGAUGGUCCCACCACUCAUUCAUUGUUCCGAAGGGCAUCAUUACUGUAACAAUUGCAUCUUAGUGAAUACACAUUGUCGGGAAUGUCAAUUACCAAUGAGAUCCAGGAGAAACUAUGCUUUUGAAAGUCUGUGUUUUUCUUACUCGUUGAAAUGCUCCUUUGCCCCAGAUGGAUGUCUAUUUACAGGCACUUGCAUUGUUGUUGCGGAACACGAGAGGUGUUGCGAAUUUUCUCGAACACAACAACGACAUUCUGUUACGUUAUCUGAGAGGGUUCGUCCCAUAGAGGACUCCAGAGGACAAUCAUUGGAAGAAGCUCUUUUAGCAGAAUUAGAAUGCCCGGUUUGUUUAUCGCUGAUUUUACCACCCAUAGUAGAGUGUUCUAACGGCCAUCGGAUUUGCCAUGAGUGUUACCAGCGAGUUGAACACUGUCCCAUAUGCAGAAUACCAAUGGCGUAUACAAUAAACCUCAUUCUAGGGGAUAUUUUUGAAAUGAUGGUGGUGUCUUGUAAACAUGCCCGCGUAGGUUGUGAAUUCCGCGAUAAUGUACGUUCUGUCAUGGACCAUGAGAAGUCCUGUAAGUUCAUCGUGAAGUUAUGCCCUCUCACGGUGGAUGGAAUCUGCAAGUGGAAGGGUGCGAUGCGUCAUCUGGUGGAGCACUGCGAAAAUGCUCAUUCUGACAGGCUUAUCUUAGCAAACGAGUAUAGGUGUAUUAAUGGAAACUUCGAACACCAACUUUCGAAUCAUAACCUUUUCUACAUUAACGGUGUUCUGUUCAGAUUUGGGUGGUACGCUUGUGACGGUUUUUAUAAAUUUUCGGUAAAUUCCUUCGGGUACGUAGGAAAUGAAGUUCAGUAUUCGUACCAAAUUAAAGUUUUUCACCGUACUGGCAAAUAUUUGGUAACAAAGUCGAAAAUGUCAUGUGCUGAUCUGGAGGAUGGUGAUAUUAAAUUUCUCAAUCGAUACUUCAUAGAGAUGCCACAAGGACUUGAUUGUUUCAACGAGCUUGGUGAGAUUACUUAUGAGGUCAAAAUGAUUGAACACAGAAUGUAAAAGUGUAGAAUCGUCACACGUUUCCAUUGGAUGAUAUUUUGCGGCUAUUUCAGCAUGAUGACGUCAAAUGGAAUGGAAUGAUUCUAAAAUUUGUAAUUAUAGUUUUUGUUUCAAAUAAACUUCACAAUUCAACAUAAAUAGUGAGUCUAGUACACAAAAGUGUUUUUUAUAUCUUCUCACCUCAACAUUAUAACGUGUUUUCGCUAUAAUUCUGAAAGGCUUCAAAAUAUCAGACUUGCGCCGCGAAAGGACACUCCUUAUGUGUAUUAAAAAUCCUCGCGCGUGCCAAUUCAUUAAUUUCGUUCUCCACACAAAAUGAACGAUUUCAAUUAUUGCCCGGGUUGAAACCUCA
This is a messenger RNA of Leptinotarsa decemlineata (Colorado potato beetle), 1442 nucleotides long. RefSeq lists its product as uncharacterized. Gene Ontology annotation, molecular function: ubiquitin conjugating enzyme binding; ubiquitin protein ligase activity; zinc ion binding. The record is from RefSeq and is a predicted model, not a curated record. Gene Ontology annotation, cellular component: cytoplasm. Gene Ontology annotation, biological process: multicellular organism development; proteasome-mediated ubiquitin-dependent protein catabolic process. NCBI's taxonomy places the organism in Eukaryota, Metazoa, Arthropoda, Insecta, Coleoptera, Chrysomelidae.